UCAUUCCAUUCUUGCGCAUGCUCACUUCCACCAAACAAGAGCGAAGAGCCACACCAGCAGCAAAAGCGAAAACAUUGGACGGCAGAGAGGAGCUGCCCCCUUCCUUUCCAGGCAGCAAAGCUCCCCCUCUUACGCCGAGUGUUUGUGAUGCCCAUCUCACCCGAACGAAGCCUCAUGCAGCCUCACUUGCAGCCACAAUUUUGUUCCUGCAGAGCGCUUAGUAGGUCGAUCUGAAACCUAAGAGGAAAGAACCAGCGGAGUCUAUCUAUCGCAAUGGACAACCUCAUAGACUUUGAGCCUACAACUCUCAACGGGGCGAGAGACAACCCUCAGGCCCAUUCAGAUUUUCCGUCCUGCAGAUUUGCUCAACAACCUGUACUCCCUGAGCCAAUCGGUCCCACCGAGUCCAGUUCACAUCACAUUCCUGAAGACGAAGAGGAAAACAUAAGUGAUGCAACAGAGUCUGCGGACAGUGAGAAUGACAUGGAUCCACCUUCAACCAUGUGGGAACUUAGACGGUCGUCAUCCUCAUCCGGUCAUAGUAAUGAUGCUGAUGCUGAGGCCUUAGAGAGGAGAGAGUUUAUGAAGAUUUAUGUGGAGAAAGUGUUUCAUGGAAGGCAGGACUUGGACCAGGAAGAGAUAGCUCGUUUUGGACAGCUAUGCACUGGCGAGAAUGGCAAAGGCAGGGAAUGGUUUGCCAAAUACGUCAGUGCACAGCGCUGCCACUCUAAAUGUGUGAGUGAAGCUACCUUUUAUCGACUGGUGCAGUCGUUUGCAGUCGUGCUUUUUGAAUGUUACCAAAUGGAUGACUACAGCCCAGCCAAAAACCUCAUGACCAUGUGCUUUACAUACUACUAUAUCGGAAAAUCCCAGCCAUCUCCUGCAGAGCUCCUUGAGCGAGGUGGUUCUCCAGCUGGACUGGACUCAUAUUUAAACAAGGCCAACUCCUGGCUCUCUGUUAAGAAAGACGCUGCCGAGCGCCUCCUCAAGAACUCAUCCAAAACUGACGUCAAAGGCUUUUUCGGAGGCUUAGAAAGCAAACUGAGAAGCUCAAUAACUCCAAAGACAGAGAAUGGUGAAAAUCCGGUUGAGACAAAACCCAAAUUAACAGUGUCAGAGGCGCCGGAGGAAAAGAAGGGAGAAAAGGUUUAUUUGUACACCCAUCUGAAGCAGCAACCUAUCUGGCAUACGUUGCGAUUUUGGAACGCUGCAUUCUUCGAUGCGGUUCAUUGUGAGCGGAAAAAGAGGUCGCCAACAACAAGGGGAACGCAAGAUGGAAAGAAAGAUCAGAGGGAGAAGUGGUGUCACAUGACCCAGGAGGAACGAGACGACAGCUCCAAAAUGGAUGAGAACAUUGCCUUUGGCCAGCUAGGGACAUUUACUCACAACAUGCUGGCAUUUGGGCUCAGUAAAAAACUCUGUGGCGAUUUUCUGAAAAAGCAGGCUGUCAUUGGAAAUCUAGAUAAAGAACAGUACAAGUUGCUAAGUGACCAUAUUGAGAAAAUGGCGAGAGAGUGAGGGUCACGACGACGUGGCGAAUUUCAAAGUCUCCGGUCUUCGCUUCACGUAAGCCACGCCUAACGAGUGUCGAGUGGAAUGGAAAACACAUUACUGUAGUGAACUGUAUCAUAGCUGUAGCAAAGCUUGUCCGUCCAUUUUGAGUGUGCUAUUCUGAACACACCCUACAUCAGCAAUAAUACGUCAUCAUCGGCUGUAAUAUUGAAAAUAUUUACCGUAUAGCAACUGUGUGUAGCCUGAAAAAUCCUAUCUGCCUCUGUGUUGCAACUGUACAGUAUACAAUGCAACAACCUCUUGUAACUGGUUUCAUCUGCCACUACCAAAUGACUGAAUAUCUUUCCCAACCCUCAUGAGCGCUCCAUAACACCGUCCAUUGACAAAAAAAAAAAAUCCAACCUUUAGAGUCGCAUUUAAAAUAGAGGAAGGUUUGGGCAAAAAAUUAAUCAUUCCAAUCAUAGAAAAAGGAAAAAGGAUAUUGAUAAGCCUGAUUAAUUAAUUAAAUCAGAGCUCUAUGGCCAGCGGGAGAUAGCAUAAAGACUGUUCAGUUCCAUGGUCUAGCUGUUACGCAACGUCUAAUUGUCUAUAUAAGUGAGGUCUGACCAUUUCAACAAUUACCGUAGUUUGCAAUUACUUGCUGAGUUAAACUGCACUGUCAUCGUCACAAUUGAAGUGCACCGUCAUCGAUCGUUGUUACGAUUCAGGAGUUUUUGGGUUGCGGGUGCCGUGCUUGGUCAAUUAUCAUCCAGAAUUGUUCCAAGCAAAUAUUUCAUAGUAUUGCUCAAUAAAUAUAUAUGGGUCUUGAGUCGCGCUGUCACUGUUUUUCGAAUCGAUUAUCGUUCCAUCGAUUAGUCGGAUACAAUUUUAUUUUGCAUUAAAGUGCAGAGGUGUCAAGUAAAAUAGGUUUAAUAAAUUCACUUAUGAACUAUGAACGGAACAAGUUCUUUUCAAAACAUUUGAACUGAACCUUGAACUGAUUUGUGUUUGUUUUUUUUAAAUGUUCAAUAAAUGCUUUUCCAAUUUCAAAAACGUAAUCAUGUAAAUAAUCGUGAUUUCAAUAUUGAACAAAAUAAUUGUGAUUCUAACCCCUAAUCGAGCAGCCCUACUAUGUAUAUAUUUUUAUUUGUGCCUUAACCUUCCAAACAAGUCUUGAUCAGUGCUGAUUUAAGAAGCGCGACCAACUAAACUUCCUCCAGUGGUGUUUUUCCAGAUGGCAGCACAAUAAGCGCUUUUAAAUGCUUGUUACAGUUGAGUGUUGCAAAUCAUUUGAUUGAGCAAAUUGUGGGCAUAUUGUCAGGCUUUAUCAAGCUCGACGUUCCGUGAAUUACUCGUCUACAGUAUAUUUGUAGGCGUACAAACAUACGUAUGUAGUGGUUGUGAUCCAUGAGGAAUAUGAAUGUCUGUCACUCUGUAGUUGAACCCACCUAUGUUAUCCGUUCUCAUUUCAAAUAUUUAUGUAUGAAUUAGUAAAUGUCCCCUUACGUGAUGUUGCACAUACAGAAUGCCCUUCAUCUUUGCCAGAUUGCACUGUUUUUAUGAGUUUAUUAUAAGUUUAUUUUCAACUGUCACUUACUGUGCGUGCUCCAAUGUUGCUACCAGGAUAUUAAUUGGGAAACCUGAUGUUAGUUUGCGUGUGCGUGCGUGCGUAAGGUUGACCUCACUAUGUGGCAGCUUCAAUUUUUUUUCAUUUUACACCUAUUUUGCUGCUGAUCAAUACUCGUGUUGAUAUGGCGUUUGAAGCAUUUAUUUGUAUAAUGUAGUCUUUAUGUGUACAGUACAUGAUAGUCUUGCCUUUGCUUUUGAUAGUUGCAUCCAGUAUCCUCCUGAAUUUACAAAUUGGUGCUGCCACUUGUAGCACUGCAAAAUGUUUUCACAGACAGGGAGGAAUUCAUUAAGAUAUCAAAAUAAGUAAGGAAUUAAAUUUAUAAUUUAACCUCAUAGAAAAGAAUACAAUGUUAAUAUUUCAGUUGACCGACAUUUGCAGCUCCUGAGUUUUCAGAAAUUCGUUCAGAUGUGCAUAUUGUUUUGUAGUUGAAUGCUUUUUUUUUUUUAUGCAUGGACAAGUCGACGUGAAAUCAAGAUGCUGUAAUAAAUGUAUUUUUGUUGA
Messenger RNA from Syngnathus typhle (broad-nosed pipefish), 3622 nucleotides. Its product is annotated as KIAA0513 ortholog. The transcript is spliced from 13 exons. NCBI's taxonomy places the organism in Eukaryota, Metazoa, Chordata, Actinopteri, Syngnathiformes, Syngnathidae. Bases 274 to 1518 code for a protein of 414 amino acids. The record is from RefSeq and is a predicted model, not a curated record.